AGGGCUUAGAGGCGGCCAAAGUCAGCCGGCAUCUUCACUCGCUCGCGCCGCGCGGGUGGGCGCGUCCGAAUGGUGCGGUUGAUCCUGGGGAACACGGCGGAGCCUGAGGGCAAGAGAUACAAAUGGACCUUCUACGUACGCGGGGAGACCCAAGACCUGGAGUCGGUGACAAUCAAACUACACUCCAGCUUCAAGAACCCCGUCCUGGUGCGUGAGGAGGAGCCUUUCGAAUUCACAGCAAGAGGUUGGGGCACCUUCGACAUCGCAGUGCUGCUGAAGUGGCGGAACGGGCACCUGCACCGCGCCAUCUGGGAGCUGCAGUUCGAUAGCCCCGAUGCCUCCAAGGAGAUCCAGUGCUCGCCCCCGCCUCCGCCUGUUCCCCCAGCGCCCGCGCCUCCUGUCGCGGCGGCUGCGGUUCGUGCAGCAGCGGAGACGGCGCCGGUGCCGCCCUGGGAGGAGAACGCGGACAUCUUGGAGGCCCGCGGCAGCAUCGCGGGCCUCGACUCCGCGGACGAGGAGGUGGUGGCAGCGCCGCCCGCGCCGGAGACCGAGGCGCCGGGCCCGCCGCCGGAGCUGCUGAGGGACACCAGCGAGGGCACCUCGGACGCGGACCCCACGCGCGCCGGGGUCUGCGAGCGCCUGCGGAACCAGCCCUACAUGUCGCCCUCGGACCCCCUCUUUAAGUACGGACGGGGCUAUACCGGGCCGCUGAAGCCUGCAAAGGUGCUUUGGAAGAGCGACCAGCCGCCACGCAAGGACCAUUCUUGCCCCAAGUGGCUGACCGCCACCGAGUUUGAAGAUGUGCCCGAGGUCAUGGCCGCGAAGGUGGCGGAGCUCGCGAGGCUCAUGAAGAUGUCCCGCAAGACGGUGGCCUACACCGGCGCAGGCAUCUCCGCGGCGGUCAUCGGGCAGGCGGCGCUGUCCGGGCAACACACGGUGGGAUGGAAGAACAACACGCGGGCGGCUCCGCCCACCUUCACCCACCACGCCUUGGGCUUCCUGGGCCGGCAGGGGCUGCUGCAUGGCUGGGUUCAACAGAACCACGACGGGCUGCCGCAGAAGGCCGGCUUCCCGCAGGAGCGCAUCAACGAGAUCCACGGGAGUUGGUAUGAUCCGGGCAACCCAGUGGUCAAGUACAGCGGGAGCCUCCACAACCGCUCCUACCCCUGGAUGCGCGAGGAUGCUGAGACGGCGGACCUGUGCAUCGUGUUGGGGACCAGCCUGGGUGGUUUGAACGCCGACCAGGUGGCCACCAAGACCGCGGACCGGUCCCUUCAGCCGCCGGCGGCUUCUGGCCUGGCGCCGGGGGCGCGGAUCGUGCUGAAGCGGGGGGGCAAGAGCUUCAGGGGCCAGGUGACCUCAGUGCAGGAGAAGACGCUCAAGGCGCGCUUUGCAGCGCCGGAUGAGGACUCGGACGAGGAAGACGACCGGCUGGGGGACGAGGUCACUCUCUCCAAGGAUGAAAAGAUUGAGUUGUUGCCGUCCACCGGCGGCCUGGGCACAGUGAUCAUGAACCUGCAGCAGACUGCACAGGACGGGCGGAUGACGCUGCGGCUGUUUGGGAAGAGCGACGACAUCUUGCAGCUUCUGCUCCCGGAGCUGGGCUAUGGGCUGGGCAUCGUGCAGCCCAUCCGCUGGCCCACGGUGAGCCGGGCCUUGGUGCCCUACGACAAGGACGGGGUCCGCUGCAAGCGGCGCAUGUGGCUGGACCUUCGGAGGGACCAGGCGGUUCGCAUCACGCCGGGGCACAACAUCCAGGGGGCCAAGCAGCCGCAGUACAUGCACAUCGGCGCCAAGAAGGCGAUCACGGUCGGUGGGGAGGUGCGGAAGCCGGGCGUGGGCCUGGGGACGGUGGUGAGCCGCUGCGACAAGACCUGCAGCUUCGUGGUGCAGAUCGAGGGCGUCCAGAUGCGGCUGGGCAUCUGGUGGCUGGAGAGCGCCAUGCGUGGCGGCCUCGUUUCGUCCAAAAGGCUGCUCUCAGGUGUCGACGUGCUGCCGAUCGUGAACCAAGAUCCAGUCUUCGAGGAUUAGCCCCAGGCGAAAAAAUAGCCUUUGAGGCCAGUGGUCAGAGGUAGGGUUGGGCCAGCUUGCAACACAUUUCAGAACGAAGAUGGUCCGGAGCUUGGCUAACUGGUUA
Molecule: messenger RNA, 2137 nt
Organism: Effrenium voratum
Lineage: Eukaryota; Dinophyceae; Suessiales; Symbiodiniaceae
Source: the annotation of a GenBank genome assembly